Zasmidium cellare ATCC 36951 is the source of this 1002-nucleotide messenger RNA. RefSeq lists its product as uncharacterized. The transcript has a single exon. The record is from RefSeq and is a predicted model, not a curated record. Lineage: Eukaryota; Fungi; Ascomycota; Dothideomycetes; Mycosphaerellales; Mycosphaerellaceae. The coding region runs from base 1 to 1002 and encodes 333 amino acids. Gene Ontology annotation, molecular function: protein binding.
AUGGAUGUGACACCUUCGUCGUUGCCUGAGAUACCGGAAUAUCAAUACGCGACCCUGAAUCAUUCGAUCAAAGAGACCAGGCUCGCCGAACUCCUUCCCGGAAAAUACGAUGACGACAUACACCUCAAGAUACACUGUGUCUCCCUGAGUUCUUCAAAUGGCGCCCGACCAGAGCUAUCAGGCUUCGCCGUUGGCGACCUACAAAAAGAUCUUCCCCCCGAUUGGACAGUGCGUGAAACCAUCAAUGGAAGAUUCAUAUUCGAAAGGAAGAAGGACUACAGGCCAGAUGAGCCUUAUGAAACCUCUUGGGAGCACCCAAAGGCCAAAUUCGAACCUGUUCCGAACAACUACAACCUUCUUCAUACAAAGCCACAAUAUGAGGCCCUUUCGCAUGCUUGGGGCCCGAAAGAAGAUCAGACAGUUGUGAUUAUCGAGCAGACUUCAACGACUAUCGAGUACUCGGUAGAGUCUGAUGCGAAUCACAGCAGGCACAAGGACAAUGUUACAAACGAGAGCAACAAAAGGUCCGCUGAAGAUUGCACGAUUCCUCAAUCAGCCAAGCGAAGCAAAAUACGCAACGGAGAGAAUGACAUAAUCGCAGGCGAGUAUAUUUCACGAGCAUGCUUUGAUAACGAACCUGAAAUAGGCAUAUCGUGCCUAUCGAUACAAAGCGAAUUAGCCACAGCGCUCAGACAUCUCAGGCACAAGAAUCGGUCCAGGAUGCUGUGGGUGGAUAACAUUUGUAUUAACCAAGACGAUGUUUCGGAACGAAGUCACUUGGUCCGGCAUAUGGGACACAUCUACAAGCUUGCUCAAAAGGUCAUCGUCUGGAUUGGUCCGGAAUACGAUGACAGCAAGCGUGCGAUGUCCAAAUUAGAGUAUUUGGGUCGACAAGUUGAGAUUACCAACCAAGGAUCAUGGCGAGUGAAUGCACCAGGCUGUCUGGAGCCAAAUUGGUCGAGGACCGCGGUUCCACUGCCUUAUGAUAGGGAGACCUGGUAG